Molecule: messenger RNA, 1689 nt
Organism: Kalmanozyma brasiliensis GHG001
Lineage: Eukaryota; Fungi; Basidiomycota; Ustilaginomycetes; Ustilaginales
Product: Equilibrative nucleoside transporter
Exons: 1
Coding region: 1-1689 (562 amino acids)
Biological process (GO): nucleoside transmembrane transport
Cellular component (GO): plasma membrane; fungal-type vacuole membrane
Molecular function (GO): nucleobase transmembrane transporter activity; nicotinamide riboside transmembrane transporter activity
Source: RefSeq, a predicted model, not a curated record
AUGCGGCCACUUCGAGGCGAGGAGCAAAGCCUCCUGGCUAGGCCUCACGAUGACGCAUCCUCUCCGCUCUUGACGCCGACGCACGAAGAUGGUCCAGCCGAGCCACGCAUCAAGACCGGUGUCGAAGGCGCACCAGCUUGGGAUCAGAUGUCACCCCAGCAACGCACUUUCGUCUACCUCACCUUCGGCUUGCUCGGCAUGGGCGUGCUGCUUCCCUUCAACUCGCUCAUCACACCAGCAGAAUACUUCCGCUCCUCGUUUGCACGCACUCCUUACGCCAACAACUUCAGCAGUUGGAUCGUCGUGUCUUACAACGUGAUCAGCAUCCUCGUUGGGAUCCACGCUACCGCGACUGGUGGCUUCGAGAGGUCGAAUCCGCGCCGCAGGAUCACUCUCUCUUCGACUGUCAUCAUCGUCUCCGUAUUUCUCUUUGCGCUGUCCACUAGGAUCGGUCAGCUGACCCUGCGCAACGGUCACCACGAUGACGGAACUCCACUCGUGCCCAGCAAUGGCUACUUCUACUUCACACUUUUGCUGGGUGGCUUGCUCUCCAGUGCAUGCGCGUACUUGCAGAACAGCGUCGUAUCGCUCAGUACCGCUUUCGGUGCUGGCGGAUCCUUCAUGGGCAGCAUGCUGGCAGGACAAGGUGUCGUUGGCGUCGGAAUCAGCAUCUUCGGCUUCGCUUCCGCCUGGUCGCAGCAAUCAGUACCAGAUGACAUUGCCGCUCCCGAGCCAGCACAGCAGACGGCACGCGGGAUCGCUCGAGCUGCCACUCUCUUCUUCGGCAUGAACACCAUUCUGAUGAUGGUCGUGCUUGGUGCCUUCCUGUGGCUCAUGAAUACGCCGCUCUACACCCAAGUCAUGGCCAAGCAGGUGGCCACCAUCGACAAGAUCGACGACGAGCGCAACAACGGCGCAAACGACCUGGAGGAAGGGGACGCGGACCAUCCGAUGGUGCAAAGCUGGCACUCGAUCCGCUCCAUCUCGCAUCCCGCCUACAGCUCUUGGCUCAAGAAGGUGCCUGGCUUCUACAGCUUGGCACCCUCGACGCGCGAAUCGCUGCUGCGCAUCUCGCUUGUGCAAUCCAAGGUCAAGUGGGACUGCUUUGCAGUGGCAUUCAUCUUUGUCAUCACGCUCAGCAUCUUUCCAGCCCUCACCUCUUCGGUACAGAGCGUCUACACCAACUCGUCCAAGUCGAGGACCAGCUCGCUCGAUCUCACCUCGCCUCAGCUGUUUGUGCCGUUCCACUUCUUCCUCUUCAAUCUCUCGGAUCUGCUGGGCAGGUCUCUCCCGAGUCUGAUCCCUUCGGCAUUGAUACGAAAAGCUCGAGCUCUCGUCUCGCUGUCGCUGCUCAGAUCCUUGUUCGUGCCGCUGUUCAUGGCAUGCAACGUCGUGACGACCAGUCAGAGGACGGGUCUCAUCAGCCGAACGUACACAGGAGCGCAAGGUGGGUGGCUUUCGGGCCUCAUGCAGUCGAACGAUGCUCCUUUCUUCCUCCUCAUGCUGCUGCUUGGCUUCUCUAACGGUCUGGUCAGCACCAGCAUCAUGAUCUCGGGUCCAUCGAGGAGCAAGCUCGUCAACUCGAAAGGCGCGAGCGAAGGGCCGUUGGCGGCGACGUUGCUCUCCUUCUGGCUUUGUGUGGGCUUGGCGAUCGGAAGCGGACUCAGCUUCCUCACUGUCAAGUCGUAG